CAUGUAAUAAUAAUGUUUGCUAAUUUGCUGUAGCACUUUUCGUGCAGUGUAAUAUAUACUUCCGCAACUUGAGAAGUGAUGGCGGCAAGGAAUCGCUCCAAAAGAACUGAAUAUUUGGAGCUAUUGGGUAUCAAUGACGACGCAAGUGAAGAUGACAUCAAGUUGGCUUACAGAAAACUGGCAUUACAGCUCCAUCCUGAUAAGAAUCUAGAUGAUGAUGGAGCUACAGAGAAGUUCCAGAAGUUGAGUGAGGCUUACCAGUAUCUCAUGAAAGGGGAGGUGUCUGAUGACGAAGAUGGAUUUGACUUCACCAGCUGUUUUGACAAUGAUGACGAUGAUGAUGAUUUUUUCCGAUUCCGAGAUCUGCUGAAUUUAUUGAGAACUCGUAUUAUCCGGACACCAUUUGGUAUCUAUGUGGUAAGAGAUGAUGAUGACUGCGAUUGUUUUGACUGCACAUUUCGGCGUUUCAUGCAUGAGGGAAAUUUCAACAGACACAGAGGGACCAGACCUGGCGCUAGUAGCAAUUUGUUCUCUAACUUUGAGAAGCCACCAAGUUUCUAUGAUGAAUCCAACCAAGUAGAGGAAAAACGAAGGAAAAAAGCUGAGAAGAGGAGGCAGAAGAAGCAAAACAAAAGAAAUGCAGAUCAGAAUCAAAACAGCCGUGAUGACAUUAACUACACUGAUGACAUUGGUGUUCCUAGAUCUGGCAAUGAUGAGAAGGCCAAACACACACCAUCCUUUUACACCACACAGAAACAGAAAGAAGAUGAAAGGGAGAAGGAAAAUGCUACUCCUCCCAGAUAUUCUUCUAAACAGACAGACAGCUCUAAGGGAACCACCUCAACUUCUGGUAAACAACAACCACAGGCAGCACCAGCUGGUAAGAAGCCACUAACAAAGAAGCAAAGAUUAGCAGAGCAGAGGAAGAAAGAGAAGGAGGCAGCAGAGAUAACUGAGCAGCUAAAGAGAGAUCAGGAGGAGAAGCAAAGGAAAGAGGACGAAAGAAAGGAAAAAGAGAGGAGAAAAGAGGAGGAACUUAGGUCCAUGAAAAAGAACGUCUACAUACCUGUUGUGAGUAGCUCUAAACUAACGGAAACUGAGGCACGUAGCAGGAUUAACCAAGAGAAAGAGAAAGAUGCAGAGGACAGUGAGAGUGACUCAAGUCCUAGUAACCAUGGCAACACUGUCAAGGAUACUCCAUCUGUAGAGCCUGCCUCAGCCAAGGUGAGGCAACCCAAGGUGAAGGCUGCUCCUACACUCUCAGCACCAAAAGUCAACAACACCAAUGCUUCUAGAAUCAACAAGGAUAUUGAGUUGGGUACAGGAUCAAGAUUUGCAACAUUGGCAGACCUUGAGGGCCUAGAGAACAUAAGCCAAAAAACAAAUAAAAAACCAAAGAAAAAAGCGCAACCAAACCAUCAACCUAUGCAAACCAAGGUUCAGGCAAUGCAGUAUCAGAAUACACAACAUAGACAGCCUAGUAAUAUACCACCCCGGCUACAAAAGACACAGGCACACUAUUCAAAUGUAUAUCAACCACAGUCUGAGUCACUCAGACCUAGCAAUAUUCCGUCCAAUACUGACCAGCAUACAUACAAUGCUUAUACUGUCCAGGAAGACACUACCCGACAUGCUACAGAAAACAUGUGGGCUUCAAGACCGCAGUCAUAUCGUAGCUAUGAACCGACCAAUGAAAAUGAGGAGGAGGAAAUGAUUCGUCUUGCCAUGGAGCUUAGUCUGCAACAGGAGCAAGAGAAGAAACUGCAAGAAAAGAAACUGCAGGAGGAAAAACUGCUGAUGAAAAAACAACAGGAGCUGAGACAGGCUGAGCAAAAACUGCAAGAGAAACAGAAAAAUCGACCAGGUUUUGCUCAACACAGUUUACCCCCACAAAUACAUCCAUUUAGUGACUCUCCAUCCUACGACAAACCCCACUCAGAUGAUAAGCCACAUACAUCUUACGCUGCAUUCAAAGAAAAUAAUGCAUUGAUAGAUGACAGCUCCACUGAGAAGAAUCAACUUAAGGAUGUUUUCAAACAGAACUAUCAAUCCCCAUUCCAAAGCUCAAAACUUAGUUCCCUUGGACCCCAUAUCACUGACAACGCACCACUUAACACAGUGUAUAGCACAGGUUGUCAGAAUAUUGAAGAUAUUAACUCUGAUAGUGAUGAGUCUUGUGACCUUGAUGACCUUGACUCGGCCAGUGAUGAUGGUAAUACAGCUGAUUUGUAUGCAAAGCCUUCUAUUAUACCUACUGUUAUACCCCCAAUAAUACCUACCAAUAUACCAAAAGCUAGUGGAAACAGUGGAAGUGACAAUAUCAGAAACUUUUUCCGUGAUGGCAUCCAGAUGACAGACACUAAUCAGGGAGAUAGCGAUAGAGGAAUUGGUGAGCAGUUGCUCUCUGGUCCUGGCUUUUUGGGCAACCAAAUAGGUGAACAUAAAUCAUCAAGCAAAGAGAUAAAUGAAAAUGCAUGUGAACCAAUGCCAAGUAGUCACAAACAGAUGCCAUUAUUUACAGGGGAUGCUGAUUCCCCUUCACACAAUCCAGCUGAUUCCCCUGUUCAAAAUCCAAAGGGACCUGAUGACCCUGUUCAGAUUUCAAUCAGACCAAAUGCCCCUGUUCCCAAUUUUGGACAUACAGAACCUAGACUGCAGUCUAAAGUUCCUGUUCAUCAAAUGACAAAUAUUAUUAACCAAAGUAGAAAUCAACAACCACAAAAUUUUGGCUAUAGCAGACCUAAAUCACCCCUUCAGAAUGUUGGAUAUCAGAGGCCUAAUUCACCCCUCCAGAAUGUUGGAUAUCAGAGGCCUAAGUCACCUCUCCAGAAUGUUGGAUAUCAGAGGCCAAAUUCACCUCUCCAGAAUGUUGGAUAUCAGAGGCCUAAUUCACCCCUCCAGAAUAUUGUAUAUCAGAGGCCAAAUUCACCUCUCCAGAAUAUUGGAUAUCAGAGGCCUAAUUCGCCCCUCCAAAAUGUAGGAUAUAAAAGGCCUAAUUCACCCCACCAAAAUAUGGGAUAUCAACAGCACUCAUCAACUCAAAAUAUGGGACAAUUGCCUGCUAAUCCCCCAUAUGACAUGGGAUACCAGCAAUCACAAUUUGGACACAAGCUUGGUAGGCAGCAUGAUACAGGAAACCAACAAAACAUGGGAAAUCAGCAUAAUAUGGGAAGCUUCCGUAAUAUGGAAAGCUCACAUGGCCAGGGAACCCUUUGGCAACAGUAUAUGGGAAAUCGUCAGUAUGCACCAUUCAAGCAGUCAUCAUUCCCAAACCAAAACAUGCGCUAUCAGCAGCCAUAUUGGCAGAAAGGCCAGCAAGCAAACUGGGGGUCACAAAACAAUACGAGUAAUAUGCAAUAUGGGCCGUCACCUAACCCCACAGGGAGGAACUAUAAGAUGCCACCACCUGGCUUUUUAUGA
This is a messenger RNA of Owenia fusiformis, 3420 nucleotides long. Lineage: Eukaryota; Metazoa; Annelida; Polychaeta; Sabellida; Oweniidae. The record is from the annotation of a GenBank genome assembly.